AUGUCGAAAAUCAACAACCUUGAAUAUGCUUCCCUCAAUCUCUCCGGAGAUAAUUACCUCCAAUGGGAGCUUGAUACCAAAAUCCUCUUAAGGUCCAGAAACCUUGGUGAUACUAUCACUGAAGGCACUGAGCCAUCAGACAAGGAUAAUUACAAGGCACUUGUUGUCAUUCGCCAUCACCUUGCUGAAGGUCUCAAGGACCAGUAUCUCACAAUUGAGAAUCCUCUGGAACUUUGGACAGAGUUGAAAACCAGAUUUAAUCAUCAGAAAACUGUGAUAUUGCCAAAAGCCCUUUAUGAUUGGAGAAACCUGAGAAUCCAAGACUAUAAGUCUGUGGAAGAGUAUAACUCGGCUUUGUUCAAAAUAGUCUCAAAGUUGAAACUUUGUGGUGAGACUAUUACUGAUGCUGAUAUGUUGGAGAAAACAUUCUCCACGUUCCACACCAGCAAUGUUGUGCUUCAGCAACAAUACCGAGAGAAGGGUUUCUCCACUUAUGCUGCCUUAAUCUCUUGUUUGUUGCUAGCUGAGCAAAACAAUGAGUUGGUCAUGAUGAACAGUGAGCUAAGGCCUCCUGGUGCUAAAACAUUGCCUGAGGCACAUGCGGCCGUAGAGCCAAAGGAUGAGACUCCAAGAGAGUCAUACCAUGGUCGCAUGAAAGGCCGUGGUAGAUGGCAAGGUCGUAACCGUGGUUUUCAACCACGUGGCCAUGGAUUUCAACCACGAGACCAUCUUGGUCGCAGCCGAGGUCAUCAAGCUAACCGUGGGUAUAAGUCCGACUUCAAAACCCAUGGCUCGAGCUCGACCAAAUCUGCAUGCUAUCGUUGUGGGAUGACCAAUCAUUGGGCUAAUAAAUGA
This is a messenger RNA of Brassica oleracea var. oleracea, 855 nucleotides long. RefSeq lists its product as uncharacterized. NCBI's taxonomy places the organism in Eukaryota, Viridiplantae, Streptophyta, Magnoliopsida, Brassicales, Brassicaceae. The transcript has a single exon. The record is from RefSeq and is a predicted model, not a curated record. The coding region runs from base 1 to 855 and encodes 284 amino acids.